Fragaria vesca subsp. vesca is the source of this 1452-nucleotide messenger RNA. RefSeq lists its product as uncharacterized. Lineage: Eukaryota; Viridiplantae; Streptophyta; Magnoliopsida; Rosales; Rosaceae. The record is from RefSeq and is a predicted model, not a curated record. The transcript is spliced from 7 exons. The coding region runs from base 1 to 1452 and encodes 483 amino acids.
AUGGCGGGGAAGAUGGGGACGAACAAGGGAGCGGUGACCUUCCGACGCCACAGAGUCUGCCCGUUCCAGUCUGCCCGUUCCUACUCAGAACAUGCUGAUGACAAUAAUUCCCAGCCGUACGGUUGCCGUCGGCCUUCAGUUUGGUUGGGCUUUGCAGAGCAGCAGAAGCGGAAUGAAUCAAAACCAAAUAAAGGUACUCCGAGAUCUCUCCAUGAAUAUCCAUAUCUUCAAGACCACUCCAGUAUUCGGCCUGAUGUAUAUGGACAUGUUGCUCAAUCUCAUUUUCAUGAUUCAGCAAUUGAUGGUCCAAAUGCAAGAAAUUCACCCUUUGCAAGUGGAAAUGAACAGUUGCCAAGGGUUCAUGGUGGCCACGGUCGGGCUCGUCUUCUGUCACAACAGGAGAGGCAAGCAGUGGCCUUUGCAUCUCCUGGUGAUGAUGGCUUACCUCAAAGGGACGCCUUUAUCAAUGGUAGAAUGAGUACUCAAUAUAGUGAACCCGCUUUUAUUGCACCUGAAAGCUCUAAUGUGUUGUCUGAUGGUCAAAUUAAUGACACUAUGCUGAGAAUGGAGGGGAAACACAAGGUAUACUUCAUGACUGCAUUUGUUUAUGUUUCCUCAACAAAAGAUGACUCAAAUUGUUGCCUCUUGCAGGGUGAAGAUGUCAGAAUGGCUAAAGAAGUAGAAGCUCAUGAAGCUCGAAUCCGGAAGGAGAUGGAGAAACAAGAUAUUCUGAGGAGAAAGAAUGAGGAAAGAAUCAGGAGAGAAAUGGAAAGGCAAGACCGUGAAAGGAGAAAGGAGGAAGAGAGAUUGAUGCGUGAAAGGCAGCGAGAGGAAGAGAGAUCAAAGGAGCAAAAAUGUGAAAACGAACGAAGGGAGAAGUUUUUGCAGAAAGAAAAUAUAAGAGUUUUUGGACUUUUGGUCAUGGAGCUUGCUGCUUUUGCUGCUGAAGUGAUGAUCUAUCAUCUAUAUGUUCGUGCUGUUCUAGUUUUUCAUUAUUUUUUUUUUUCGAAAACUGUUAUGUGGCAUUGUAGUAUGCCUCCUUGCCGAGCUCCUAGGCAAAAUCAUCCCGGGGGGGAUGAUGAGGAAGCGCAGAGUGGUUUUAUGAACGCCAUGGAGGAUUUCUUUCAGCGUUUUAGCACUAGCAUGGUCCUUGAGAUAAAUUAUGAUAGAGCUUACAAGAAUGGUGCUAGAGCGUUUAGCCAUGUUGUUGAGCCAUUGGAUGCUCAUAAUUGGGUAGAGACCAUUAAGAAAAUGUUUAUUCAAGUGAGGUGCCCAGAGGAUAGGAAAGUGGGCUUGGCUACUCAGUUCUUGGAGAAGGAAGCUUGGCAUUGGUGGCUUGAUAUGAGUAGAGGUAUGGGUGAAGCUGCAAAUCAUAUAUUGAGGCCCAGGAGUUGGCAGCUGGCCGUCUUCGUGAUUCUGGUGGUCAUAGCCAGGGUUCAUCAAGGAAAUUAG